AUGUCGGAAGAUCCAUACUACGAUCUCGGUUCCUAUCAACUGCUCGUGAAGACAAGCUCUCCAGAAUGUCAGUUAUGGUUUGAUCGCGGAUAUCGUUGGGCCCAGGGCUUUAAUCAUGGAGAAGCGGCCCGUUGCUUCAGGAAAGCUAUUGCACAUGAUGAAACGUGUGCCAUGGCAUAUUGGGGUCUUUCCUAUGCCCUAGGACCAAACUACAACAAGGCCUGGAUUCGAUUUGAUCGCUCUGACUUGCUUAAAACGACCACCGAAGCCCGGCACCUUCUUCAGAAAGCCCAAACAUACACUACCCAAGAAACGCCGGUGGAAUUUGCUCUAAUCGAGGCACUGAAGGCUCGAUUCCCACGAUCCGAAGUGUUACCUGAAGAUCUUGGCUCCCUAGAUCUAAGUUACGGGGAGGCUAUGCGUCCGGUGUAUGAAAGGUUUUCGGAUGAUUUAGAUGUCGCCGCUCUCACAGCAGAAGCCUUGAUGUGUUUCACUCCGCGUGGCCUAUGGAACCUCGACACCGGAGAGCCUACCGGCGCUCAUACUGUACUGGCUCGUGAGAUAAUUGAGAGGGCGAUGACACUUCCAGGGGGCGCAGAGCAUCCCGCGUUAUGCCAUCUCUAUAUUCAUUUGAUGGAAAUGUCCCCUUACCCAGAAAUCGCAUUGCCGGCAGCCGAUCGGCUACGCUUUUUAAUGCCCGAGGCAUCCCAUAUGCUACAUAUGCCGACACAUAUCGAUAUCGCUUGUGGCGACUAUCGUAGAGCCGUGGAUUCUAAUCACCAAGCCAUGCUUGCCGAUGACAAAUUCUUUGCUCGCACAGAAGGAACCAAUCUCUACAAGUUAUACCGGGCGCAUAACAUCUAUGUGAAGCUGUAUAGUGCCUUGAUUUCUGGCCGCUUCAAAGAAGCGCUUUCUGCAGCAAAUCGUCUGCCUGGAAUACUCACCACUGAGGUGCUUUCUAUUUCUAGCCCUCCCAUGGCAGAUUGGGUCGAAAGCUUUCUCGGUGCGAUUGUUCAUGUUUUAGUCCGAUUUGGUCGCUGGGAGGAAAUUCUUCAAAAUCUCCCGAUACCCGAGGACAAGCAGUUGUACUGUUCCACAACAAGUAUGAUCUAUUACGGCCGAGGUAUUGCACUUGCGGUACUUGGUCGGGUUGAUGAAGCAAAGCUUGAACAAGCUAAGUUUGAGACGGCGAGGGCUCUCGUGCCGAGAACCCGUCUUAGUAGCCUGCCAGCUCUAGAGGUCGAUGUACUGAAAGUUGCAUCGGCCAUGCUCCAGGGCGAGAUUCAGUACAGAGAGGGAAAUUUCGAGGUUGCGUUUCGCAGUUUGCGAGAGGCCGUUGCUCUGGAAGAUGGUCUCCCUUAUUCUGACCCCCCGCCUUGGAUGCAGCCAACCCGGCAUGCGUUGGGUGCCCUGCUCUUAGAACAAGGCCAUACUGAGGAAGCAGAGCUAGUAUACCAAGAGGAUCUUGGUCUAAGCGAUACCCUACCCAGGCGCAAGGCAAGAUUGAAUAAUGUCUGGGGUCUUCAUGGUCUUCAUGAAUGUUUGACGAAGACCGGGAAAAUCAGAGAGGCCAAAGUCAUCGGUAUCCAGAAAGAACUAGCCUUAGCUUCUGCAGACAUCCCCAUUGCUGCUUCAUGUUUCUGCCGUCUUUCUAGUUCACAGGGAACAAAUGGUCUCCAGUCGGACAAAUCGAAAUGCUGCGCCUGA
Molecule: messenger RNA, 1707 nt
Organism: Penicillium expansum
Lineage: Eukaryota; Fungi; Ascomycota; Eurotiomycetes; Eurotiales; Aspergillaceae
Product: tetratricopeptide repeat protein
Exons: 1
Coding region: 1-1707 (568 amino acids)
Cellular component (GO): intracellular anatomical structure
Molecular function (GO): protein binding
Source: RefSeq, a predicted model, not a curated record